Molecule: messenger RNA, 8919 nt
Organism: Eimeria necatrix
Lineage: Eukaryota; Apicomplexa; Conoidasida; Eucoccidiorida; Eimeriidae
Exons: 14
Coding region: 1-8919 (2972 amino acids)
Source: RefSeq, a predicted model, not a curated record
AUGCAGGUCAUAAGUAUUGUCAACAGCUGCCUCCGUCGGGUUAAAGAAGCACCAGCGGUGCCCGUGCCAGCCGGAGAGCUUCUGUCUUUCCUUGCUGCAGCAGAAGAACAGCAGCUCACAGGCAAGAAGCAGGAGCUGCUGGAGCAGCACCUGAAACAGCUGCAGCUCCCACCUAUACGGCUCAGCAACUUGUCUGUUGUCAGAGGCGUAAUACCUCUGUUUCUCUCCGUUGCUGCGGCCCGCAGCACCCCGGAGGACCUUUGCUCUCUCGGUUUGCAGCUGCUAAACAACUUCGACAAGUGGACUACUACUAGUUACCCCAAAAUGCUCUUGCUGCUUCUGGAGUGCCUCACAGCUAACCAAGUCAUACAGACGCUACGGCAGAAAAGCAGCAGUAGCAAUCGCAGCAGCAACUCCAUGGGAGUGCGCGUCCUCAAGGCUCUGGCUGCAGAGAAAACGGAGGUACUUUUAGUCAGAUCCGCUGCAACAGCUAGCAGCAACGACAUCAGCAGAUAUCCUUGUUACAGCAAGCCUUCCUCGUCCUACCUCGCAGCAUUACUGGCCAUCUGUGAGUUGCUGCUGCUGGACGGGGGGUCUGGCACGACAGCUGCAGCAGCAGACGCGCAGCAGAAGCAGCUGCUCCAGAAAAUGGCCUUGCGCGUGGUGCAAAGCAUUGACUUAACGGCCUUGCACAAGCGAGAACAGGAAAGACGGCGCCAAUCGUACAGGGGAAAGAUCGGCUCAUCAGUUUGCUGCGGCUUCGUUAGUGUUCUUGGGUCGCAGGAGUCAGCCUGUCGACCAGGAGAAGCUGCAAAUGGAGCGCCAUCACAACAGACAACAGCAACAAUUGCUGAAGGAGAGGGUAGAGGCUUGCCUGCAGGGAUAGUGAAGCUGUGGGUGAACGGGUGUAGAAUGUCGCGACAAGAGUUAGUUCUUCAGCAAACCCGAGCUGUGAAACUGCUGACGGAAGCCACUCAGGCUGCUGAUGUUGCAGACGAGAAAGUUGCAGAAUCAUCUAGGGCAGCGGCAGCUGCUGCUGCCGAAACUAAAGCAGCGCUCAAUGAGUCAGAGGAAGCGACAGUGACAGGUUUGGAAGAGUCGACACGAACAACAACACCAACGAAAACGGAACAAACGGAAAAGAUAAUCCUACCCCCAGUAAUGCUUGCGCCAAUAAUUUUGGGUAGCUGCGCGCCCUUUGCCUCCAUUUCAGAUCCCUGUACAACUACCUUGACGCGCCUUGCUUCGGCGAGCAACGCAGACGACGAGUUGUUGCUGCAGCUUCUGUUCGACUUGGCUCUUCUUCGUCCGCUGCAGCGGCUGCAGCAGCAGCGUCCGCCUCUGCUGCCUGUUCGCACAAGUUCCGCCACACAGGAAACUCGGGGCCCGCUUCCCACCAAAACGUUGCAGAAGCUCUUGCAGCAGCUGGGGAGAAGUCGAGCAUCAGCUGAAACGAGGCACUGCCUUGCUGUGCUGCAGCUGCAGUGGGAAGCCUUGGGAUUGCUGCAGCAGGCGCUACAAUGGGGGAAUAGUACAGGACAGCCUACAGCCCGCUUUAGUGCCGCACUGUCCUUACUGCAAUGGUGUCUCCGUCUUCAGAAAUGGUUCUGCUGCGAUGCGCACGCAAAUGCACCAAAGCCCAGAGGAGUAGAAGAAUUAUCACAGCAACAGCUACUGGAACACAAGCUUCUCUGUCCCUCAACAGCACGCGUGGGGUGUUUGCUUUUGGAUUUCUUCGCCCGAGCUCUUGAGCAGCUGUUGCUGGUUGCGGCACCUCCAGCUUCAGAGCUUCUUGCUGCUGACUUUAUGGAGCCUGUUGCUACUGACGGUGCUAGCGCUGUGGGUAGCAGCAACACGCUUAGUGGUGCCGAGUUGCUGCUGCAACAAUUCAUGCGGUGCUCUGUUGCAGUAUUUUCUUCCGACGCUGUAGUGUCACCAGAUCUCGUCUAUCAGCUCAGCCAAGAGAUACUCUCCCCACGCCUACGUCCUCGUUCUGCAGCAGAACUACUGUUGCAGCCAGCAACUCGCGAGCUGCUCCCUCCCCUGUUGGAAGCAGUCUCCACUGCCUGUCGUGUCUGUCCUUUUAAUCCCGUUCCACGCCGCUGGGAAGGUACCGAUGUUAACGAUGUUAACAGCUGCAAGGACGGCAGCUGCUCUGUGAUGCUGGAAGAGGAACACGACAGCUCUUGGAGUGUGUCCUUUUCGUCGGCUGUGACCGAAGGAAUGCUGCAGCUACUCCAGCAGCUGCUGCUGCUUCUGCCCCGAGCUGUUGAGGCUGAUGCACAGCAAAAAGGAGCAAAGACACAAUCUCAAAGAAGACGUGCGGCCUCCGCAGCCCUUUCUCUUAGCGCUGUUAUGGAUAACCCAACAACCCCUUCAGUUCUUCAGGCUUUGCGCAGUUGUGGAGAUUGGUUGGCUGGGCGCCUAAGCGCCCUCAGAGAGGCCUUGCAGGAUCGAGCGGAAAUGUUGCAAGAAAAACCACUGAUUCAGCAGUUGCAGCAGCAACACGACUAUCUCGAGAAACAGCUCAUCUGCUUAAUUGACUGGACCUUCGCUCUAUGGCUAAGCCCCCCAGCAGCAACCGGAGAAACCGAAGCAGCCAACAAGAAUGCAGAAAGUCAGUCGCCUAGUGAGACAGACGAAGACAACGCUUCCCCAAGUUUCGCAGUGUCUCAACAGCUGCUGCUUCAGGAAGCCCUGCGGCUUGCAACAAAGGCCUUCCCCACGUACCACCCUGGCCACAGCUUUUACUGCAUGAUCUGUUUAAGCUGCACUACUCCAGUCUCCAGAAGCGCUCGUGGCAGCGGCACAUCAAAGGAGAUUUCUGUGGCCGAGACUGCAAGAGAUCUGCUGCAGCAAUGUGCACGCCGGGAGGCCCCAUCAUUUAGCACGCUCCUGCGUUUCUCUCUCCCACGCCUGGGCUUUUGUGGGCAGAAGCCCUGCCAAACUGAAAAGCCUUCAGGGUUGCAGCAGCCCUUUUUCUCACCUCUGUCUGUGGAACCUCGCGUGGUGCAGCAGCAACUUGCUGCAGCGGCCAACACGUCUGUAGAACAAGUAGCAGAGAUCAUGUUGCCUCUUGCCAAACGCCUCGCAAGUCUGUUGCAUGACGAGCUUCAGCUCCGUGCAUGCAUGAGAACAGAGAGGCAACAACACCAACAAACUGAGCACCAGCAAACAGGAGAAGAGGACGCACCAACAAGAACAGCAGGUGCAGCAUCUGCAUCAACAGCAACCGUGGCAGAUUUACCCCUCAAGAAAUUGCGCUUGACCUCAAAGGAAGAGUCAAGGGCUGAUGCAGAAAGCACAGAGCUUGGGCUGGAGGUCAUGCGCUCUUUUGCGUCGCUCCUACUGCCUCUUCUGGUGGCUAAACACCCCGAUGAAGCAGUUGAAGCAUCAAUGCGGUGUACGUUUUGUCGGUGCUGGAUGGGACUUCUCAGGUGGCAGCAACGCGAGCCGUGGCAGAUGGGAGAGCCAACAGCAUCUUUGUUGUCACUUCUCUCUGUGCAAGUGCCUGUGCUGCUUUCUUCGGUGUUGUUCGCACCUCUUACGCUUUCACUGGAUACAACUUCUAUCGCUGCUAAUUCUCCAGCUGCAAAAAAGCCCGGAAAAGCUCGAGAGGAGGCGCAGCAAACACGAGAAGACGCGCGCAGGGCUGCAGCUAAUUUGUUGUGUUGUAUGGCUUAUACAGUGCAGCAGCAGAAGGAAAAACAGCAGCAAGAACUGCAGAAAAGCGAAGAUGCAUCCGGACACGGCGGCCUUCUUAAAGCAUUCCUUCCGUUUCUUACAGGGGCCACCUCUGGCGUACAUCAGCUGGAGCAAAAUGAACUCUUCGCAGUGAUUCCACAACAGUUGCAACACCAAAGCGACCCCUCUGAUGCACUGUACCUCAGGCUCAAGGGACAAGUGGAGCAGCACUGGCAACUGCCUGCACAGUCCCACGAGCAUCAACAAGAACAGAUGCACAGGCUGCCAGCACCUGGGGAGCUUGCUGGGAGCCUAGUUGUCACGGGCUGCAUAUUUUCUGCUGCAGAGGGCGGUGCUAGCAGCAGCAUCAGCAGCAGCAGCGCAGACAGGGACGUAGUGGCUCAGGCAGUCUCAGCUUUGUUACAGCACUUCAGCCUCUGGACCACCGCGUAUUGUGGGAAAGACUGCGCUAAAGCAACUUUUUCGCAACAGCAAUCCCAUCAGCAACAGCGCCAAAUCACUGAUUUUGCGGUGUACGCACAACCCUGGGCAGAUGCGCUGCUGCUUUGCAGCUUAGAGGCGCUAUCGCAAGCUCUCAGGUGUUAUUCACCCUCUCUACUGGCUGUGCUGUUGUCCUCAAGUGAAAUACAGCAGCAGCUUCGGCAGGAACAAGAGCAGGAAACCCAGGACCAGUGCGAAGGCCGUGACAUUGCAGCCAUUGACUCUUUGCUGUCCCUUUUAGUCACUGUAUCCAAGUCUAGUCUGCGUCGUUGUGUCGCUUCGGAGACAGGAAUGCUGCUUCCAGCCGCAAAUGCCUCGCAACGAACUGGCCUUCUAGUGCUGCAUUCCUCGCUGCAGUCAGUUGCUUCUCUAGCCAGCAUUUCAGCAGCGAAUGCCUGUAUGAUCAGCAGCAGCAACAGCGAAAGCAAAGAGGCCGGAUGGCGCGGGCCCUAUAAUCGUGCUCUCAAGAGUCUUUUUGAGACGGCGCCUCUCGUUGCUCCGCCACUUCGUUCUGCAGGGGCUCUUGCAAUGGUGCGGCUACUGCUCGACCUUCACCGCAUGCACAAAGCAACAGGAAUAGCACAGAUAGAAGGCGCGCAACGUGAGGAAAGCACAGUCUUAUCAGGCGAGGUGAAACAAGUAUUGCUUAUGAUGGUGGAGCUAGCACGGCUCCAGCAGCCAGAAGCAUUCUCAGCUGGCAAGAAAUCAGCAACUGGAGAAGAUGAAAAAGCGGCAGCAGCAGCGAUUGACGCUGCAAUAGCCUCAGCCGCGUCGAGUGGCAUCGACGAAGGCCUCGUCCGUUUAGUCUUUGCAUCCCCAGAUAUGAGAGUGUCUUUGUGGCGAAGAGCUUCCAGUUCUGCGGUUUGCUGGCUUUCGGCAGUGCUUUUGCAUGCAAGGCACUUGCCAGAAAUUGCUGCGGUGCUGCUGCCACUGCAGCGAGUGUUUCUGUCAAGAGUAGGGGACGCUGAUACGUUUGUGGGCCACUGUGCCUGGAGGGGACUAAGCCGCUGCCUUCUUGCCGCAUGCAUACCAGGAACAGUGACAGCUAGCCGGCCUUCACCAGCUGCCUCAGAAACUGCUGCUACGAAUUCUGGAGCAACAGCCGCAACGGCAGCACACGCACUAGGAGGCAAGCCGGCGCGUGAUGUUCUGCUACACGAGCUUUCUCUUCACGUUGGCUCCCGUAUUUCCACUGGUCCCAAUGAGCACGUUUUGAAGAUGCAAGGCUUCUCUGUUAAGCAGCAGCAACCGAAAGACAGCAAAGACAGUGGGAAAGAGGAAUCAAAGGACGGACCGUGGUCCGCUUCAGCGGAGCUGCGAGACACGGAUGGAGGCUUGGCGAGAUCUAGGCUGCUGCGCCUGCUGCUUCAGACAGCGAAAGAUGCCGGACAUGUGGCAGCUGUAUAUGCACUGCUAGACCAACCCCUUCCACCCCUGUUUGUGGAGCCUCUGUGCGUUGCCGCAUGCGAUGUCUCUACUCCGGCGUUCUGUCUCCCACGUCUUAGACAACGUUUGCUUCUGGGCCCCAACAACACUGCAGAAGACGCUGCUGGACCUAAUCCGGCAACAAUUCAUGCAGAUACGGGUUCAGCUGCAGUAGCCGAACAACUGCAAUCAGGAAGCGCCACAGAGGGAGCUGUAUCGCGAUCUGCGGCAGAGGAACUAGAAGUGAUGUUGGUGGAAAGUCAGGUGUCAGCUCUGAUGUACUGCUGUCCACUGCCUCUUUUAUUUGGCCUCUCCGUAUACUUUUGGCAUCCAACGGCGCCUCUGAGAGAGGUUGUGGAGAUGCUUGCACAGUCGACCUACGGCAUCUCCUCGGUGGCGGAUCUCACUGACUCCAGUGCUAGCCACAACGCUUUCAUCCUUGCGCUGCGGCAGAAGCAGAAGCAGCAGCAGGCCCGGCUUUCAGUUUGGCAACAAGUCGUGAAGCACAUUGUCAAGUAUUUACAGGGGCCCAAUCAACUUUUAAGAGAAGCUGCUUGCAAAGCCGGGGCAGACGUACUUAGGCGGGGUCAUGGCUGGGCUGAAGUGGAACCAUACUUUGCGGACCUAUGGCUGUCAGCCGCACGAUGUAUGGAUGAUGUUUUCGACGAAGUUAGAUCAGCAGCUGCUUCUCUGGGAAGGGCCUUGAGGGCCCUCACUGUGGAGGUAUGCUGCGAAGGGAGCCCAUUGGUGGCUACGGUGUCUCUUCUGCAGAAGAUAUGCGAGCUUCACGGGGGAAACAAAGAGCUUCGCAUCCUCUGUCUAGAUGUACUUGGCGAGAGCGUCGCCAAUUGCUUUGCAGCACAGAGGCGCAAACACUCUAGAAGGGCGCCUAAUGAUACGUCCGGAAGCAGCGUCAGCACAAGUAUAGAGACGACUGCAGGCAACAGCAGUGAUAGCAGUGGCAGAGGCAACGAGGACUGGUUGGUGCCGCUAGUGUUGUUUCUAAUAGAAGGCUUGGCUGCAUUUGAACCUCGCGCAUUCUCCUUCCACCAAUUUCAUGCCGAGAAACUACAUGGGAUAUCCCAGAAAGAUUUCGAAAAAACGAGAGUUUCCCUCUCACAAACGGGCAGGGCGGCCAAGAUACUGAAAGAUAUAGCGCGGCAAAUGGACCUGAGUGUUGUAGGUCUCCUGCUUCCUCCUCUAUUGCAGAAGCUCCGAGGAAGUAUUGGUGUGGCGAGUCGAUGCGGAGUAUGUUCCUUCGUAUGCUGGCUGUUUGAUGAGUGGGGCAGCAAGCUUUCUGAAGAGUCCAUGCAUUCUAAGCGUUUGCUUAAGGCCUUCGCCCGCAGUUUGCUGGACCCAUCUCCUACCGUCAGAGGGGCUGCAGGCGAAGCAUUCUCGGUGGUCUGCAAGUUUGCGACCGCGCAAGCAGUGCAAGAGGUUCUGGAGAAGCAGCUGUUGCAGCUACCGCCGCCUGAUUGUCUUAACAUUCAGGAGAGAGAAGAGACGGAGCUUGGCGUGGGCAAUGCCCUUCUGCAUGUUUCUAGGCGGGCCAGCGAGUUGUUCAAUACGGACCUGCGUGGAGCCAUUGGGGCGCUCGCUUUUUGUCUUCGUCACAGCAGCAACUCAGCUAUUUCUGAGGUGUAUAGGGAUCUAUGGACAGAGGUUGCUUCAUCGGACGCGUUUGGAAUUCCUCGCUACCUGUCACCUAUUGCGGCAAAACUGAAGGAGCAGUUGUGCCUCUCACAGCGAGAAGAAAGGCUCACUGCAGGUCGCGCUGUUUCCACCAUUGCAGCUUUCGUCGCUUCCACGUGGAAAGAUGGGUUCUCAUCGGAGUUUGCCGAUGUCCACGAAGUAGCAGUUCUUAAAGAGCUGCAUGAGGCGGUUACUGGCCGCCUGCUUCAAGGCCAGGCAGCCUUCAAGGGCUCAGCCCCCCUCUACAUUGCCGCCCUAGACGCAAGUGCUGCCCUUGACGGGUUGUUGCUGCUUCAAAGACUCUCCAGUCCUGGAAAUACAGCAGCAGCAGCAGAAUCUACGAAAUCAGACAGCGCAUGCAGCGGCAGCGCUGCUGUUAUUACAAAGCGCCUUUUGCGUCUGCACUUUGAAGACAAGCUCGCAGUUGUGGCUCACAUCCCCACGUGGCUGCACUUAGUUGCAGGUGCUUCUCGCGCUUCACAGCCGUUUGACGACCUCCUCGGCAUUGUACAUUCUGUUCUACAAAGAGUGGAUGCGGGGCCGUGCGGCGAAGAUAAUUCAUCAGAAGAAGACAGUGGAAACAAACAGAGUGAAACCCUUCCAGUGGGGUCUCAAGUUAGCCGCACCAGCAACCAGCUUAAUUCUCGUGAGGAGAGUGCCCUCAGAGCCGGCGUAACCGCUCUACUCCGCUUCAUAGAAACUGACCUAUGCCUCAGACUAGAUGUGGACUACGGCCACGAGCCUGCAGAAUCAGCAGAAGCUUCAGAGGGUUCAGAGUCGAGUGGCUCAGCAUCUCCAGUAAUAUCGACUACUCCAUGGAUCAGGUUGCCAUCCCCCUUGAGCGUCAAAGGCAUUUGUGUUUUCACCGCCUGGAAGGGCAGCGAAAGCGACAGUAGCACUAGUGAAAACAACGGGCAUCCCGGUGUGACAGAAUUACUGAAUCUGUUUGUGCGGCACCAAGUGAUCUCGAUUCAGCUGAAAAUUGAUUUUUUGCAGAGUCUUUCAAACCUUCUAAGCGUGCUUGUAAAUCUCUCGAUUUGCUUGUGCGCCGUUGCGGAGCCAGAGCUCUGGUGGGCGGUCUUCACCCGCCUCAGCCAGCAUCUUAUGCAGCAGAAGUAUCCCAGACUCAAACUCGCCGCAGCAAACACAGCAGCAGAGCUUGUGAGACACUACAUACAUGUUGGAUCGGCCCGUGUGCAAAAAGGAGAGCAGGAUAAGCCACCGACAAAUGAACAGAAAGCAGCGCCCAGUGAUUCGUGUAUUCAAGGGGGAGAUACAGAAAUGCACUACAACUUCAGCCCCUCAGCGGCGGACUUGAUUGAGGUUACAGGAGGUGCAGCAGCAAUAGCGUUGGAAGCGACUGAUGAAGAGUCUCCGCCGGUAGGAACUAGCCCUUGCCAAGGGACUUGGUCCGUACUAACCCUCUGCGUCACUCCACAUUCAGAAAAACGUCAGCAGCAGCAGCAGGGAGAAGAUAUCAUAAGUGAGGCUGGAGGCAGCGUUCAGGAGAUGCAGCGCUCUCUCCGUCUUCGCCUAAGCGAGGCACAGGAUAGGGAAGACGCUUGCCGCAAAGCAUGCGCCGAAAGCGUCACCUGUAGGCCUGACGCAAGUCAUUGA